AUGACAAACCGACUAGUUAAUCGGAUUCGACAUUCGACUACAGAGUUAGAAAUCUUACCUAUAGAACGCAUAGGAAGAACGAGACGCGGUUUAUCUUUGGAAACGUCGCCAUUGAAAAGUAGUGAAACAGUGAACCGAUUUGAACAAAAAUAUCUCAUGGAUGCAAUUGAAGAAAUUCGUAAUGUGCAGAGAAAUCUGCGUUUAGAGAAUAUUCUGUACACAUGGUAUUUGCGACGAGUAGAAAGCUCGAAAAUGAUUGAAACAUUUGACGAAUUCAAUGAUGAAAGUGAUAUUCGUGUCAGUGACAUACGAACUAUUUCGAAUCGAAAUUUAAUCCAUGCAAAACUACCUGAAAUAGCGCGACGUCUUUCAACAAAGAAGCAUUCACUUGAUCCAUCCAAUGCAGCACCAUUAUGGAGCAAAUUAGUUAGUAACUGGCGUGAGCAUAUGUAUGAAGCAUUUCUCUUGCGGGUCGAACAAGAAAAACUAUCGAUCGCUGCAUAUGAAAUUGAACAAACGAAAUUAGACUGGGAAAGAAUGAAAGUUAACGCUCAACUAUCAUUGGAAGAUUAUGAUGUUCUCCUUCGAUCGGUGCAGUCCGAUAUUGUUGCUCAACAAAUGUUAAAUCAUGAUAUAGAGAAACAGAUCAAUGUUCCAGUUGAAUUACUGAUUAAUCGCAUUCAUAAACGAGUACACUCGCGAUUAAGUUCAAUCGGUCUUUUGCGUAUCAAUAGAGCACAAACACAACUACGUAUUCGAGCCCUGGAUCUGAUGAUAUAUAAUUUGCAACACUCCGAAGAAAGAACGCAGGAAAUUGAUGUCAAUUUCGUUCGAACAAGGAAAAUUGAUUAUUUAGAUACAUUUAUGCAACUCGAUCGGCAAUAUAAGAUUGAAAAAUCGUCUCAAUAUCCUAUUCGUCGUCAAUUACAAGAGCUUCAAAACAAAGUCGUCGAGCAGGAAGAGGAGACAAUCAGUUGCGAGAAUAAACGUCGAUUAUUAGGAAAUCAUUUGGUGAAAAUUAAUCAAGAAAUCGAAUGUAUUCAACGAGAAAAUAAUGAUCUCAUUAAAGAAAAUGAGGCUCUGAAACAUCGAUUAGUCGAUAUCAAAGAAGUACCAUCAAUUACAAGUUAUGCUUAUAUUAUGGAAAGAACAAAAGAUCUACAGCACCAAAUUGAUGUAUGGACAAGAAGAGUGACCAUUGCAGAGGCGUUAUUGUCACAGACAAAGAGAGAAAGCAAAUCAUCGUAUGUUCUACCGCCCAUUCGGCAACCAACCCUCGCUCGCGAACAAUAA
Adineta ricciae is the source of this 1293-nucleotide messenger RNA. The record is from the annotation of a GenBank genome assembly. Lineage: Eukaryota; Metazoa; Rotifera; Eurotatoria; Adinetida; Adinetidae.